AUGUAUAGGAAUUGUGUAAGACUUGGUGUAUUAUCUGGAUCAUAUUGCUGUAGUGGUUUAAUUAUCUCUACCCUUCUGUGUAAAAUAGUUCCCGCAAAAAUACUGAUUGUUUAUGUAAUCAAAAACAAAAACAAAAAAAAAAACUGCCAAAGACCAGGCCAUUAUUAUCAAACACUGAAGAUGACCACAAAGAGAAAAGUGUAUAUCACUCUAUCAGACUCUACAACCAAUAUAUUUGAUUUACUUCCAUCUAAUAAGGGAAGGCAGUCGUUAGUACAAGGCCUAAUUGAGGCUUAUAAAUUGAUUGACUUGUGUGAUGGAACUAUACAUAUUUAUCCAGCUCAGACUAAAGAUCUUACGACGUAUCAUGAUGAAGAGUUUGUUAAACAUUUGAUGGAACCUCGAACGUCUCUAGAUAAAUAUUCCGAUCAAAUUGACGCAGGAGAAGCAGAUUUAACAAAUGUUGUAAUUGAGGAAAAUGAUCUAGAUGAGAAAUAUGGAUUAGUUUUCGAUUGUUAUCCAUUCCCAUGUUUGGGCUUAUAUGUGCUGUUGACGGCAGCAUCUAGUAUAAAUGCUGCGAGAAAGAUAGUUCAACAAGUUAAAGAAACUAAUUAUCAAAUAAUUGCAGUGAAUUGGUAUGGAGGAAGACACCAUUGUCACAAAUCUCAAGCAGCUGGGUUCUGUUAUGUGAAUGAUGUGGUGCUAUCAAUUAACAUUCUACGUAAAAACUUGGGUCCGGUGUUUUAUCUUGAUUUGGAUUUGCAUCAUGGAGAUGGAGUAGAAAGCGCUUUUAAGUUUUCCAAGAAAGUUGCUACUUGUUCAAUACAUAGAUAUGAUGUUGGAUUUUAUCCUGGUACUGGGAGUUUGAAAAGCUCUCGAGAAAAUACAUACAAUAUACCAACUGGGAAGGGACUAAACAAUUCAAGUAUGUUAUGGAUAAUCAAAGAAAUUGUAACUCCGUUGAUAGUCAAUUUUGGCCCAAAGGCUAUUGUCAUUCAAUGUGGGUGUGAUGGAUUGGCUCUAGAUACACAUAAGGAAUGGAAUAUGACCAUUAAGGGGUAUCGUAAUAGUAUAGAGUGGAUAAUAAAUUAUUUUAGUGAAAUACCUAUAAUGUUGUUAGGUGGCGGAGGAUACAAUCAUACAGAGACUGCAAAAUGCUGGACAUACCUCACAGGUCUGGUUCUACGAGUUAGUAAUAUUGAUACAUGGGAUAUCAUACCAGAACACAAAAAUUUAGAUGCAUAUGAAGAAGAUGGUUUCAGAUUCUGGACAGACCAUAAUACAGGCCCUAGUAAAAUGAAAGAUCACAAUAGUGUAGAAUAUUUGAAUGAAAUUAAAGCUCAUUUAUUGUCUCUAUAA
This is a messenger RNA of Candida dubliniensis CD36, 1359 nucleotides long. It is a transcript of the gene HOS1, whose product is annotated as histone deacetylase. The record is from RefSeq and is a predicted model, not a curated record. The transcript has a single exon. Bases 1 to 1359 code for a protein of 452 amino acids. Lineage: Eukaryota; Fungi; Ascomycota; Pichiomycetes; Serinales; Debaryomycetaceae.